This is a messenger RNA of Cladophialophora immunda, 2249 nucleotides long. RefSeq lists its product as uncharacterized. NCBI's taxonomy places the organism in Eukaryota, Fungi, Ascomycota, Eurotiomycetes, Chaetothyriales, Herpotrichiellaceae. Gene Ontology annotation, cellular component: mitochondrial matrix. Bases 137 to 2140 code for a protein of 667 amino acids. Gene Ontology annotation, biological process: L-arginine biosynthetic process. The transcript has a single exon. Gene Ontology annotation, molecular function: L-glutamate N-acetyltransferase activity, acting on acetyl-CoA as donor; arginine binding. The record is from RefSeq and is a predicted model, not a curated record.
CAUGAAUUCUGCACGGUGAAAAUCUGCGCAGGGUUGCCGUGAUAUAUACCCCGUGGCGGGAUAUCUACCCAGGUGACGUUGCUAUGCCCUUGUUUGGCCGUUGGUGCUUCAUUCUUGUCGACUGCCCUGUGGAAACAUGAACCACACCGCCCUGAGUUCAGUUCGGAGUCAUUAUCCCUCACAGUUUACAUGCAGGAACGUCGCAGCUGAAGCCUUGAAGGCCUACCUCGUCUCCCACCCGUGUUCGCCUUCACUUCUCUCCCGAUCCCGUCCUCGUUCCUACUCUACUCAACCCGCUCCACGGACAGAUGAUACUGCGUCGAACAACGCCCCAGAGGUCGCGCAGCAUGACCAGAAAACCUCCUUUACCGAGAGAGCCAGACAGCGUCUCGCCAACAGAGAGUUCUUCACCAGCCUGUUGAGCUCGGCAGCUACCAAAAGAGAUGCAAAGGCGUAUAUAUCUCGGCUUAAGAGCCCGACAAAGGCUGCUCCGGAGCAAAAACAUGCCCCGCCAAGAUCACAACCUCAGGUCAAUGCCGGAGAUCUACUCGGUCGAAGCAGAGCAAUGGAGGAGAGCCCGGUCUUUAAGCAGUAUGAAAAUGGACAGCAUUCGACGCUUGAAGAGCUGGAAACCCUACAUGUUGCCCUCGUCAAGGUCAGCAACAUCAAUGCCAUGGCUGACGAGAUUGUGAAGGGCAUUGCCCAGACCUUAUCCUCUCUUUCCCGUCUCAGCAUGGCACCUUGUGUCGUCUUGGAGGUACCUCAUGAGCGAAGUCCGCAAGCAACACGAGCAAACCUCUCUCAGGCUGCGGAUAGGCUUGUUGCUGCCAUCGACGCGAUUCACCCUUCGGGGGCAAGAGUACUUGACAAUCUCUUGAGUUUCGGUACCGACGGCAGGCCCCAAGUUUUCCUCCGAAAGCUGUUGACACGCCCUCUGAGGCGUGGCAGGAUACCAAUCGUCCUUCCAGUGGCUUAUUCCGCGGAACAGUCACAGGCCGUCUCUAUCACAGCUGACGAGGCUCUCCUGGCAUUGACCCGAGAACUUUCCGGGUACAACUCUGGUCCUGGAGGCAGCGAACAGCUCAAGCCAGCGGCUGAAAAGCUCGAGACGGCGCGCAAGCAGAUAUCCUUGGACAGAAUCAUCGUUGUUGAUGAGACUGGGUCAAUCCCGAGCACAAAGUCUAUUGACAAAAGGCACGUUUUCGUCAAUCUGGAGCAAGAAUAUGCUGCUUUGCAAGAGGAACUCAGAAGCUCAACUGAAGGGAAUGUUUCUCAGAAGCAUGCCUCGAACCUAAAAUUGUUUCGAGACGCUUUAAAAAUGCUUCCCCCUUCUUCAUCCGGACUGCUGACCACGCCGCUUGAAGCCGCAAACAGUGCCAGGUUGAACGACAGCGGAGUGUCGGGUGUCGGGACGAGAAGGCAGAAGAACCCCUUGAUCCAUAAUCUGUUGACUGAUAAACCGGCGUAUUCGUCAUCUUUGCCCACAGGCAGACUGGCGCACGACGCAUCCUCAGUACCGGUGACGACUUCGACUUUUGUGAAACGGGGCAUGCCACUGACUAUCUUGCCCAAUCCAGAGGCACAAACCUGGACGGCUACGUCGAAGCCUCGCCUGCAACUGACGGACCCCCGGAUCGACUUGGAGCGUCUUACGUACCUUGUCGACGACUCUUUCAAUCGCAAGCUCGACGUGGAGGCAUAUCUGAAACGCGUCAAUGAUCGAAUCGCCGGGGUGAUCAUCGCCGGGGAAUACGAAGGCGGCGCAAUCCUUACAUGGGAAACCCCGCCGGGUUGCUCAGACGACGACACGGACCGUCUAGUCCCGUACCUCGACAAGUUUGCCGUCCUCAAGAAAUCCCAAGGGGCAGGCGGGGUGGCGGACAUCGUCUUCAACGCCAUGGUCCGCACGUGCUUCCCCAACGGCGUCUGCUGGCGGAGUCGAAAGGACAAUCCCGUGAACAAAUGGUACUUUGAGAGGUCGAGGGGCACGUGGAAGAUCCCGGCGACGAACUGGACCAUGUUCUGGACGACGCCGGGCAUUUUCGACAACGGCCACAAGACGGGCGUCUUUCUGGACUACGAAAGCGUCUGUCGGACGGUGAAGCCCACGUGGGCGGAUGGGAAGAAGAUUGCUGAUUAGCGAAUUUGCAACCAGUACAGUAGAGCUAUUUUGACAGGCCAUGUACAGCCGAUGGAAUCGAAUGUAGAUUUGACAAACGUCUAUUGAUACAGAUUCUAAAGAAAGCCGC